CAUCUUCGGCUCCAUGGCUGCGGGAUGGACUCUCUGCUGCUGCACCACCGGGGACGCUCUCCUCCGUCAAGUCUGCUACAAACCGGGGCUCGUGCGCGAAGUUCCACAUGGAGUAAUGGUAGAAUACAAUGUGAUGCAAACUUGUUUUGAGGGUUGCUAGGAUCCUCCUACAAAUACGCCAAGAACUGUAUAGGACCCUCAAUGUCUCUCACUCCCAGUAGGAAGCAGUCCUCUUGUCAGAGCAGGCGUUCUGUGGGGACCAGUGGUAGCAGAUAUACACAAAGUGAUGGCUCAAGUACAAACACUUACCCUGGUCGAGGGAGAGCAGUGGAGGGCAGCCCCACAGCCAGGACUCACCCAAGUACACCAAGGCGCCAGGCCAAGUAUGGACCCUGCAAUGAGAACCAUGGGAUCAGGGUUCCCACUCCAGAGCAGUACCUCACACCCUUACAGCAGAAGGAGGUGUGCAUACGCCACCUACGGGCCAGGCUCAGGGAGAACACCGAAAGAUUACAACACAGGGACUUUGAAAUAGAUGAUUUAAGGACCCAGUUGUACAGAAUGCAAGAGGAGUGGAUAGAAGGGGAAUGUCAUCGUGUGGAGGCACAGCUGGCUCUGAAAGAAGCACGCAGGGAAAUCCAACACCUUCAGGAAGUGGUUGAGACUGUGAGGUCCAACCUGGGGGUCCGGGCUGCAGAUCCCCACGACAAUAAGCCAUAUACCAUACAGGCAGCCCGGCCCGGGGGCAGAUCUCGCUCCUGUGGCUGCUCGCCUGCAAGUACUUUGAGCCGAAAUACCACUCACAAACGCAUGAGUACUGAAACUCUACAUCCAGACCCCAAUGGAGCAGCAAGACCAUCAGGACAAACCCACCUGCUCUUGGAAGCUGCCCUAUUAUCAGAGCACCUCCCAUCUCAAGGAGGACUCUUACAGACAUCUCCAAAUGUUCCUCACUCCUCCUCCUUUGACAGACUCUGCUGUGGUGGUGCGUUACUACCAUUGUCUCACUCCUGCCACAGCCUCAGUACAGCCUGUAGAUGCAAUGGACACAGCUACCUACCCCAUCACCACUUAUUUCUGCAUUUACCCCAAGAGGAGCCACCACUUACAGUAACAACUACCAUGUCUGACCCUAUCCCGACAUCUACUGCCCCCUCUGACAGAAAAACAGAGGUACGCUCUCAGGCCUGCAGCCCAACUAUGACUUGGCUCAAAGACAGCAGUGUAAUUGAAGAGAUCAGUGUAAUUUCUUUAUCAACAACAACCGAUCUGCCACCGUCAGAACCACCAACGCUACAACUGUCCUUACCUCGUGCAUCCCCCAUUCAGAAUUUAGACAGUGUAGACUCCUCAGCUCAUCAUAUUACAAAAGACCAGGCCAAAAACACUGUUACUACUGUUAGUACGCCCCAAAUGACUCAACCACACUCCACAAUUCAAAGUCCAGACAAACAUGAAAGCACAGAAGCAGACAAUAAGGAAGAAUCUGUACAAGAGGAUACGGAAAGGGUACCUCCUCAGCGUUACCAUUGGAGUCGCUACUUCCUGGUCGAUCUUCUAGCUUUAGCGAUGCCCGUGGUCCCGACUAUGGCAUGGCUGUGCAGGGGGGCCCCACGGGAUGAUAUGCCUGUAUAUCACAUAGGCUCCUUGCUCAGAGGUUGCUGUGCAGUGGCUCUUCAUUCUCUUCGACGGCAGGGUGCAGGUAGGGGAGGAGGAGGUGCUUCUAACAGUCUAAACGGGACAACGUAGGAACUGGAAUUGGGUAGUAAUGAGGUACAUGUACUCAGCUACAUGUACAUGAGUGACUUUUUUGAAGAAAUUGUACUUUUUUGCACAUCAUAAUACAAUUUACCUCUAAUUGAGUAAUGUUAUUUUUCAAGUAACAGUAAUUGAAAAAAUGAGUCAGUGCCAAAAGCUUCAUGCUGGCAAUAAGAGAGGAUUACUACUCUUAGUAGUAAUUCAA
Molecule: messenger RNA, 1963 nt
Organism: Boleophthalmus pectinirostris (great blue-spotted mudskipper)
Lineage: Eukaryota; Metazoa; Chordata; Actinopteri; Gobiiformes; Gobiidae
Gene: snpha
Product: syntaphilin
Exons: 5
Coding region: 202-1749 (515 amino acids)
Biological process (GO): neuron differentiation
Cellular component (GO): mitochondrion; cytoplasmic microtubule
Source: RefSeq, a predicted model, not a curated record